Molecule: messenger RNA, 930 nt
Organism: Poecile atricapillus (Black-capped chickadee)
Lineage: Eukaryota; Metazoa; Chordata; Aves; Passeriformes; Paridae
Product: taste receptor type 2 member 40-like
Exons: 1
Coding region: 1-930 (309 amino acids)
Biological process (GO): detection of chemical stimulus involved in sensory perception of bitter taste; G protein-coupled receptor signaling pathway; sensory perception of taste
Cellular component (GO): membrane
Molecular function (GO): bitter taste receptor activity; G protein-coupled receptor activity
Source: RefSeq, a predicted model, not a curated record
AUGAUGACACCUUUUGCUCUCUUUUUUCUAUCAAUUACUAUAAUUGAAUCCAUGGCAGGAAUUCUAGGAACUGGAAUUAUCUUGGCUGCCAGUCCAUGGAGCUGCAUUAGGGGCAAAACAUGGUCCCCAUAUGAUAUGGUCAUGAUCUCAAUUUGUUCAUCUAGAAUCACAUUGCAAUGCUGGAUUAUACUGGAUUUGUUCAUUAAUAUAUGGCAUGAACAAUACUAUAGUGAAGAAAGUAGAGGUGUCGUUUUCAGUGCACUGUAUGUGUUUCUGAACUACUGCAGCCUCUGGUUUGGAGCCUGGCUUAGUGUCUUCUAUUGCAUCAAGGUUGCUACUUUUACACAGUCUUUCUUCAUCUGGCUGAAGCAAAGAAUUGCCAGGCUGGUGCCCUGGAUGCUACUCACAUCAUGGCUCUGCUCCUUCACAGCUGCAAUUCCCUUCAUCUGGGAUGACUACAGUGUGCACAGGAACUUCACUGCUCCUCAACUUAUGACAAACUCCUCAGCAAUGAGAAUCACAUGGAGAGAUAGUUUGGGUUUAGUAAUUAUUAUCUGUAAUGCAAGUACAGCUUUUAUACUGUCUGUUGUUUCUAGUGUCCUGCUGAUUCGGUCUCUGUGGAUACACAGGAGACGGAUGCAAAAUAAUGCAAGUGGCUUCAGGGAUCCCAGCUCAGAGGCACACAUCAGUGCCAUCAAGUCAAUCUGUUCCUUCCUUAUUAUUUACAUUAUAUAUUUUAUUUGUUUGCUUCUCCUCUUAUGCAUUGAUUUCUUACCUUUUAGUGAUGAGGAAUUUAUCUGUGCAGCUGUAUUAGCUGCCUGUCCUACUGGACACACAUUGGUCUUAAUUUGGAGCAAUCCAAAAUUUCGAGAGCAGCCAGCUAGGAUUUGGCACCACAUUAUCUGUCAUGGCAGAACUGCAUCUGCUUAA